Molecule: messenger RNA, 354 nt
Organism: Soboliphyme baturini
Lineage: Eukaryota; Metazoa; Nematoda; Enoplea; Dioctophymatida; Soboliphymatidae
Source: the annotation of a GenBank genome assembly
AUGCACACGACCCGGUUGCCGUCGCUGCAUUCCUGUGGAGUCCGCGAUAGGGCAACCCAGAUUCGAGCCCGUAAUACGCUGCCAGACGGGGGUUGUCAGUAUUGUUCGGCGCGAUCAGCCAAAUCCGUCGAUGGGAAAUACGCGUUAGGUCAUCUUGUCUGCUUUCAUGGCAUUACAACGCGGAUUCGCCGAUAUUGUCUUUAUGUCAUUGUUCGACGGAUAUUUUCGUGCCGGCUUCAAGGUCCACAUCCCGACCCACUGAUCAACCAGCCACGCGAAACUGUCCCCGGGGAACCUGUUGCGGAAAGCAUUUCAAAGUGUCGCAACGAUGAAACUAGACCGUGGGACUGGUAG